Messenger RNA from Emys orbicularis (European pond turtle), 6066 nucleotides. RefSeq names its product sodium channel protein type 2 subunit alpha-like. Gene Ontology annotation, molecular function: voltage-gated sodium channel activity. Gene Ontology annotation, biological process: sodium ion transmembrane transport; neuronal action potential; membrane depolarization during action potential. Lineage: Eukaryota; Metazoa; Chordata; Testudines; Emydidae. The transcript is spliced from 26 exons. The coding region runs from base 1 to 6066 and encodes 2021 amino acids. Gene Ontology annotation, cellular component: plasma membrane; voltage-gated sodium channel complex; axon. The record is from RefSeq and is a predicted model, not a curated record.
AUGGCACAGGCAUUGCUGGUACCACCAGGACCUGACAGCUUCUGCUAUUUUACUAGAGAAUCUCUCGCAGCUAUUGAAAAGCGUGCUGCAGAAGAAAAAGCUAAAAAACCCAAACAAGAUCCUACAGACAACGAUGAUGAAGAUGGCCCAAAGCCAAAUAGUGACUUGGAAGCAGGAAAGACUCUGCCAUUUAUUUAUGGUGACAUACCUCCAGGAAUGGUGUCCGAGCCCUUGGAGGACCUGGACCCAUAUUAUAUCAAUAAAAAAACUUUCAUAGUACUGAAUAAAGGAAAGACAAUUUUCCGAUUCAGUGCCACAUCUGCCUUGUACAUUUUAACUCCUCUCAACCCCGUUAGAAAAAUUGCUAUUAAGAUUUUGGUACAUUCAUUGUUCAGCAUGCUUAUUAUGUGCACUAUUUUGACCAACUGUGUAUUUAUGACCAUGAGUAACCCUCCGGAGUGGACAAAGAAUGUAGAGUACACAUUCACUGGAAUUUAUACCUUUGAAUCGCUUAUAAAAAUUCUUGCAAGGGGCUUCUGUUUAGAAGGUUUUACUUUCCUUCGUGACCCAUGGAAUUGGCUUGACUUCAGUGUCAUUUUGAUGGCAUAUGUGACAGAGUUUGUGGACCUGGGCAAUGUCUCAGCGUUGAGAACAUUCAGAGUUCUCCGAGCAUUGAAAACAAUAUCAGUUAUUCCAGGCUUGAAGACUAUUGUAGGAGCCCUAAUUCAGUCUGUGAAGAAGCUCUCAGAUGUAAUGAUCCUGACUGUGUUUUGUCUGAGUGUAUUUGCACUAAUAGGGCUGCAGCUGUUCAUGGGCAACUUGAGGCAUAAAUGCUUGCAGUGGCCUCCAGACAAUUCCACUUUUGAAGUAAACAUUACUUCCUACUUGAAUAGCACAAUGGACGUAAAUGGUACCUUUGUUAAUACAACUGUGAGCACGUUUAACUGGAAGGAGUACAUUGAGGAUGAAACUCAUUUUUACGUUUUGGAAGGACAAAGAGAUGCCCUACUUUGUGGUAAUAGCUCUGAUGCAGGUCAAUGUCCAGAAGGAUAUAUAUGUGUGAAAGCUGGUAGAAACCCCAAUUAUGGCUACACGAGCUUUGACACAUUCAGCUGGGCAUUCUUGUCACUCUUUCGGCUGAUGACUCAGGACUUCUGGGAAAAUCUUUAUCAGUUGACGCUACGAGCUGCUGGCAAAACAUACAUGAUAUUUUUUGUUCUGGUGAUUUUUUUGGGCUCUUUCUAUCUGGUGAAUUUGAUCCUGGCUGUGGUUGCCAUGGCCUAUGAAGAACAGAAUCAAGCAACACUGGAAGAAGCAGAGCAGAAAGAGGCAGAAUUUCAGCAGAUGCUUGAACAGCUGAAAAAACAACAAGAAGAAGCUCAGGCAACAGCAGCAGUAGUAGCAGCGUCUGUUGCGUCAAGAGAUAUGAGUGGAGUAGGGGGACUAGGGGAGCUCUUGGAAAGUUCCUCAGAAGCAUCGAAGUUGAGCUCAAAGAGUGCUAAAGAAAGGAGAAACAGAAGGAAGAAAAGAAGACAGAAGGAACUGUCUGAAGCAGAAGACAAGGGAGAUGUUGAAAAGUUCCCCAAAUCUGAAUCAGAGGACAGUAUCAGAAGGAAAAGUUUCCGAUUCUCGAUGGAAGCGAGUCGACUGACAUAUGAAAAGAGGUUCACUUCCCCCCACCAGUCUUUGCUGAGUAUUCGUGGCUCCCUGUUUUCCCCAAGGCGCAACAGCAGAACGAGCAUUUUCAGCUUCAGAGGUCGAGCAAAAGAUAUAGGAUCAGAAAAUGACUUCGCUGAUGAUGAGCACAGCACUCUUGAAGACAACGAGAGCAGAAGAGAGUCUUUCUUUGCUCCAAACAGACAUGGUGAAAGACGCAACAGUAACAUUAGUGAAGCCAGUAUGUCAUCCAGGAUGGUACCAGCGCUUCCACCAAAUGGGAAGAUGCACAGCACUGUAGAUUGCAAUGGGGUGGUUUCUUUGGUUGGAGGACCUUCAGCUCUCACUUCGCCUACUGGACAACUUCUCCCAGAGGUGAUCAUAGACAAACCACUGACCAUAGUAACUUCACUGUCUACAGAAACAGAAAUAAGAAAAAGAAGAUUGAGUUCUUAUCAAAUUUCCAUGGAAAUGUUGGAAGAUUCUGCUGCAAGACAAAGAGCAAUGAGUAUAGCCAGCAUACUCACAAACACAAUGGAAGAACUUGAAGAAUCCAGACAAAAAUGUCCACCAUGCUGGUACAGAUUUGCAAACACUUUCUUGAUCUGGGACUGCUGGAGCCCAUGGUUAAAAGUAAAACAUAUAGUCAAUUUGGUUGUGAUGGAUCCAUUUGUUGAUCUUGCUAUUACUAUCUGCAUUGUUCUAAACACAUUGUUUAUGGCCAUGGAACACUACCCAAUGACAGAACAGUUCAGCAGUGUGCUUACUGUGGGAAACCUGGUAUUUACUGGGAUCUUCACAGCAGAAAUGGUUUUAAAGAUAAUUGCCAUGGAUCCUUAUUAUUAUUUCCAAGAAGGCUGGAAUAUUUUUGAUGGUAUUAUUGUCAGCCUUAGUUUAAUGGAACUUGGUCUUGCAAAUGUUGAAGGAUUAUCAGUUCUCCGCUCAUUCAGAUUGCUCCGAGUAUUUAAGUUGGCAAAAUCUUGGCCAACACUGAAUAUGCUGAUAAAGAUUAUUGGUAACUCAGUGGGGGCUUUGGGAAAUUUGACGUUGGUGCUGGCCAUCAUUGUCUUCAUUUUUGCUGUGGUUGGCAUGCAGCUGUUUGGUAAAAGCUACAAAGACUGUGUCUGCAAGAUUGCUACAGACUGCGUACUUCCACGCUGGCACAUGCAUGACUUUUUCCACUCUUUCUUGAUUGUAUUCCGAGUGCUGUGUGGAGAAUGGAUAGAGACUAUGUGGGACUGUAUGGAGGUUGCAGGCCAAGCCAUGUGCCUUAUUGUUUUCAUGCUGGUCAUGGUCAUUGGAAACCUUGUGGUAUUGAACCUGUUUCUGGCCUUGCUACUGAGCUCAUUUAGUUCAGAUAACCUUGCUGCUACAGAUGAUGAUAAUGAAACGAACAAUCUCCAGAUUGCCGUUGCAAGGAUUCAGAAGGGAAUAGAUUAUGUGAAAAAAAAAUUACGGGAAUUUGUCCAAAAAGCCUUUGUUAGAAAGCAAAAAGCAUUAGAGGAAAUCAAAGCACUUGAAGAUCUAAACAACAAGAAAGACAGCUGCAUUUCCAACCAUACUGUCGUUGAAAUAAGCAAAGAUCUUAAUUGUCUUAGAGAUGGGAAUGGAACGACCAGUGGUGUAGGAACAGGCAGCAGUGUGGAAAAAUAUGUAAUUGAUGAAAAUGAUUAUAUGUCAUUCAUAAACAAUCCGGGCCUUACUGUGACAGUACCUAUUGCUAUUGGAGAAUCAGAUUUUGAAAAUUUAAACACAGAAGAGUUUAGCAGUGAGUCGGAUAUGGAAGAAAGCAAAGAGAAGCUAAAUGCAUCCAGCUCAUCUGAAGGCAGCACAGUUGAUAUUGCCCCUCCUGGAGAGGGCGAACAAGCUGAGAUUGAACCUGAAGAAGCUCUUGAACCAAUAGCCUGUUUUACAGAAGGUUGUGUGCAGAAGUUCACAUGUUGUCAAGUAAGUAUAGAAGAUGGCAAAGGCAAAAACUGGUGGAAUCUUAGGAAAACCUGCUACAGCAUAGUUGAACACAACUGGUUUGAGACAUUCAUUGUCUUCAUGAUUCUUCUGAGCAGUGGCGCUCUGGCUUUUGAAGACAUAUAUAUAGAGCAGCGCAAGACUAUCAAGACCAUGCUGGAAUAUGCUGACAAGGUUUUCACUUACAUCUUCAUUCUGGAAAUGCUUCUGAAAUGGGUUGCCUAUGGUUUUCAAAUGUAUUUCACUAAUGCCUGGUGCUGGCUGGACUUCUUGAUUGUUGAUGUUUCGUUGGUUAGUCUAGUAGCCAAUGCCUUGGGCUAUUCCGAACUUGGUGCCAUUAAAUCGCUAAGGACACUAAGAGCUUUGAGACCUCUAAGAGCCUUGUCACGAUUUGAAGGGAUGCGGGUGGUUGUUAAUGCCCUGAUAGGAGCAAUUCCAUCCAUCAUGAAUGUGUUACUGGUUUGUCUGAUAUUCUGGCUAAUCUUCAGCAUCAUGGGAGUAAAUCUGUUUGCUGGCAAGUUCUACCACUGUGUUAACACAACAACUGGUGAGAUGUUUGAUAUCAGCGAUGUUGACAAUUAUACUCAGUGCGAGGACCUCAUAAAAAAGAAUGAAAGUGCCCGAUGGAAAAAUGUGAAAGUAAACUUCGAUAAUGUAGGCGCUGGGUAUCUUGCGCUGCUUCAAGUAGCUACAUUUAAAGGAUGGAUGGAUAUUAUGUAUGCAGCUGUUGAUUCACGAGAUCUACUAGAUCAGCCUAAGUAUGAGGACAACCUGUACAUGUAUCUUUACUUUGUCAUCUUUAUCAUCUUCGGAUCAUUCUUCACCCUGAACCUUUUCAUUGGUGUCAUCAUAGACAACUUCAAUCAACAAAAAAAGAAGUUUGGAGGUCAAGACAUAUUUAUGACAGAAGAACAGAAGAAAUACUACAAUGCAAUGAAAAAACUGGGGUCCAAGAAACCACAAAAACCUAUACCUAGGCCAGCGAACAAAUUCCAGGGCAUGGUCUUUGAUUUUGUAACAAAACAAGUAUUUGACAUCAGCAUCAUGAUUCUUAUCUGCCUUAACAUGGUCACCAUGAUGAUAGAAACAGAUGACCAGAGUGAUGAGAUGGAAACUAUUUUACACAGGAUAAACCUGGUAUUCAUUGUCCUUUUCACUGGAGAAUGUGUCCUGAAAUUGAUUUCACUCCGUUAUUACUACUUCACCAUAGGCUGGAACAUUUUUGAUUUUGUGGUUGUCAUUCUCUCCAUUGUGGGUAUGUUUCUAGCUAAGGUGAUUGAAAAAUAUUUUGUGUCCCCCACCUUGUUCAGAGUUAUCCGACUCGCCAGAAUCGGCCGAAUCCUACGUCUCAUUAAGGGAGCUAAAGGGAUCCGCACUCUGCUUUUUGCUUUGAUGAUGUCUCUUCCUGCUUUGUUUAACAUUGGUCUCCUGCUUUUCCUGGUCAUGUUUAUCUAUGCUAUAUUUGGAAUGUCCAACUUUGCCUACGUUAAGAGGGAAGUUGGGAUUGAUGACAUGUUCAACUUUGAAACUUUUGGCAACAGCAUGAUCUGCCUAUUUCAGAUUACCACGUCAGCUGGUUGGGAUGGUUUGUUAGCGCCAAUUCUUAACAGUGGAGAACCAGACUGUGACCCUUACAAAGAUCACCCAGGAAGCUCUGUUAAAGGAGACUGUGGUAACCCUUCAGUUGGGAUUUUCUUUUUUGUCAGUUAUAUUAUCAUCUCAUUUCUAGUUGUAGUAAACAUGUAUAUUGCUGUUAUUUUGGAGAACUUCAGUGUUGCUACAGAAGAAAGUGCCGAGCCCUUGAGUGAGGACGACUUUGAGAUGUUCUAUGAGGUUUGGGAAAAGUUUGAUCCAGACGCCACCCAGUUCAUAGAGUUCAGUAAACUGUCUGAUUUUGCAGCUUCACUGGAUCCUCCUCUUCUUUUAGCAAAACCAAACAAAGUUCAGCUCAUUGCAAUGGAUCUGCCCAUGGUGAGUGGUGACAGAAUUCACUGCCUUGACAUCUUGUUUGCUUUUACAAAGCGUGUUUUGGGGGACAGUGAUGAGAUGGAUGCACUUCGAAUACAGAUGGAAGACCGGUUUAUGGCAGCCAAUCCUUCUAAAGUCUCCUAUGAGCCAAUUACAACUACAUUAAAACGAAAACAAGAAGAGGUAUCUGCUACUGUUAUUCAGCGUGCUUACAGAUGUUACGUUUUAAAGCAAAAAGUUAAAAAAGUCUCCUGUAUGUAUAACAAAGAUAAAACCGAAGGGGAUGGCCUACCUGUCAAAGAUAUGAUUAUUGAUAAACUCAAUGAAAACUCCACUCCAGAAAAAACAUAUGAGAGCUCCUCUACAACCUCUCCACCUUCCUAUGAUAGUGUUACAAAGCCAGACAAAGAGAAAUAUGAAAAAGAUAAAAUAGAAAAAGACUAUAAAGGUAAAAAUGUUAGGGAAAGUAAAAAAUAA